AUGUCGCGCAAGGAUGAUGCCAAGGCCCAUGAUGGCCAAGUCACUGUCAAUGUUGAUGACUUUACCAGAACCCGUGAAAGUGUUCUGGUCAGCUUGUCUAAUCUGCAGGCGGCCGUCUCUGAUUUGACUCGCGCUUAUAUCAACCAUACCAACACUGUGUUGAACCCGAGUCUCUCUACCCUUGACUUGGGCCACGCCAGCAACAUCACUGCUGCGCUUUUGGAGAAUGGAUUGCUGGGCGCCCGCUCCAGCAGCCCUGGCGCCAAGUCCGAGGUUGGCGAGAAGAAGAAGCGCAAGCGCGCUCCUCCUGACCCGAACGCACCCAAGCGUGCCCUGACCCCUUACUUCCUGUACAUGCAACAUAACCGCCCCAUCAUUGCCCAGGAAUUGGGCCCCAGCGCUAGGCCCAAGGAUGUCUCCGACGAGGGCACUCGUCGCUGGGCUGAGAUGCCCGAGGCGCAGAAAGAGGUCUGGAAGAAGCUUUAUGCUGAUAACCUGGCUGUCUACAAGGAAAAAGUCAAGGCCUACAAGGCUGGUAAGCCUUGGACUGAGGAUGACAACACCAAGGCGGCCAGUCAGCUCCAGCAGGAUAUUGCUGGCGCAUCUGCCUCGGGUGGCGAAGAGUCCGAGGAGGAGCAGGAGGAGGAAGCGGAGGAGGACGAGGAGACGGAAGAGUCCUCUCCGGAGCCGGUCAAGGAGCCCACUCCGCCUCGUACCAACAAGCGCCGCCGCAGCGAGGUGAAGACCCCGUCCAAGAAGAAUGAAUCCCCCGAGAAGAAGAAGCGCACCUCUGCGCGCAAGGGCAAUGAAAAGGACAAGGAGGAGGAACCACCCGCUUCGACUCGCAAGGCUGCUGGCGCCGACGCCAACGCAAAGCGCACCAAGAAGAAGCGCAAGAGCGAGGUUGGCGGUGAUGAGUAA
Molecule: messenger RNA, 921 nt
Organism: Aspergillus lentulus
Lineage: Eukaryota; Fungi; Ascomycota; Eurotiomycetes; Eurotiales; Aspergillaceae
Product: transcriptional regulator HMO1
Source: RefSeq, a predicted model, not a curated record